GCAGAGACCAAGGAACAGUGCUCCACAGGGAAAUUUACUACCAGUGGGGAAUGCUGCCAAGCCUGUAACUCUGGGGAAGGAGUUGCCAAACCUUGCGGAGUAAACCAAACUGUUUGUGAACCUUGCUUGGACAGCAUCAGCUAUUCAGACACGGUGAGUGCCACUGAGCCAUGCAAGCCCUGUAAGGAGUGUGUGGGCCUGGAGAGCAUGUUGGCUCCUUGUGUGGAAUCAGACAACACCAUCUGCAAAUGCAUCUAUGGCUUCUAUCUGGACGAGAACAAUAAUUGUAAAAAGUGCCGCAUCUGUGAAAUAGGCUACGGGCUUGUCUAUCCUUGUGGGGAGAAUCAGAACACGUUGUGUGAGAAAUGCCCGGCAGGGACGUAUUCUGAUGAAGCCAACCAUGUGGACCCCUGCUUCCCUUGCACAGUGUGUGAGGAGGAUGAAAUCAUUGAGAAGAACUGUACUCCAACUUCAGACGCCAAGUGCAGAGAUUUUUACCCAGGGACUCCCAAAAGUCCCUUUCCUGUUACAAAUUUUUCAGAGACUCUGGAUAUUUCGGAGACCACUGUAAUGAGCACCACAAUGACCACUGUUAUGGGCAGCUCCCAGCCUGUCAUUAGAAGUGGGACAGCUGAUAACCUCAUCCCUGUCUACUGCUCCAUUUUGGCAGCUGUGGUGGUGGGUCUGGUGGCAUAUAUUGCCUUCAAGAGGUGGAACAGCUGCAAACAGAACAAACAAGGUGCCAACAACCGUCCUGUCAACCAGACACCUUCCCCAGAAGGAGAGAAACUUCAUAGUGACAGCGGCAUCUCGGUUGAUAGUCAAAGCCUCCACGAUCAACAGCCACCAACACAAACAGCAUCUCUACAAGGUCUUAAAGGAGAUGGGAAUCUUUACACUAGCCUGCCCCCUAACAAACGCGAGGAGGUUGAAAAGCUGUUGAACGGUUCCACAGAGGAGACAUGGCGUCACCUGGCCGGAGAACUAGGCUACAAGGAAGAUCACAUAGACUCCUUUACACAAGAGGAAUACCCCGUUCGUGCGCUGCUCUCUGAUUGGUCCAGCAAGGACAGUUCCACCAUGGAUGCCCUUUAUUCAGCCUUGCGCAAGAUUCAAAGGGGGGACAUUGUGGAAAGCCUUUACAGUGAAUCCACUGCUAGCUCUCCAGUGUGAAGGAGGAAGAGGGGGCAGAGGUUAGCUCUCAGUUAGCUCCUCAUUUCCCCUGCCCCACUGGUGCCUCUUGGAAGAAGAACAUGUGAAGGAAAAAUAGAGCUCAUUCUUUCCGGGGACACUGGAACAAUCCUGUAAGCACUGAUUGUUAUUUAGUUAUUUUUCCCUCUCUGCCCUACCGUCCUGGUAUUUUCGUCCAAUAGUUCCUGCUAGUAACAGAUAAUAAGAUGGUAAAAGCAAAUGAAAGAAGGGAAAGGAAAUGGAUGUCUUGUUUAUACUCUAUAUGCUCCUUAAAAUCUCCUGGACCUAUAGUGGACUGCUGAUUCUGAACUGAGACAAGAAUGAAGAAAGACAUCCGUCCAAAGCGAAUUGCUUGACUUCUCUUUCAGGUGCCUCUGACAUUCAUCCCAUGUGCUUCUCUCAUGAUCCCAUCGACAUUAGUUCUCUUUCUUCUCUUGUACAUCUUCUUUCCUUCAGCCACCAGUUUACCCUAUUCAAGCACAUCUGAAAUCAGGAAGAAAAAAAAACCAAGGAGACCAGCCAGAUAUGCUACAGAGUGAUGGAUUCAAAGAAGGCAGAGAGAGCAGGAAUGCUGGGCCUGAAACUAGGAGACAUAUGGUGUUUAGAGGACAAAGUGAACAUUUGUUUUGAGGCAACCUCCUGGAGGGUCUCUGAGUGGGGAGAAAAGAAAUGUGGACCAGGUUUCUAGCUAUCAAAACUGACAAUAUGAAGAUCAAAGUGAGAAGUUAAGGGAUGGAACCCAAAGAGAAAAUAACCACAUUUCCAUCCAAGUAUUGGUGACCACAUCAAGACUAUAUUUGAUCCUACCCUUGUUUUCUUGCUCAGAUUCAUUCUUCCUAGCUAAUAAGGAUUUUUUUUUAAAAAAAACAACCUUUUCUCUUUUUCUCUUUUUGGGUCUGACUCAAACCAGUUUAAAGUCAUAUAAACCCUUGUUUAAAGGAGCCAGAUAGUGGCCGCCUUGCGUCGCCAUGUGCAAAUGGGUGGCAAUAUAAAUUUCCUAAAUAAAUAAAAUAAGCCACACUGAUGAGUGGACCUAAUCAGAAGCAAACAAAGCAAGUGGUCAGACAUAUUCAUUCAUUUUCCAAGGUAUGCUGCUUUGAUGAAGCCACAACCUCUACGUUCUUCUUCAAACUGGUAAACCAAUCACUGUGUGUUAAGAAGCUGUUAUCUCUAUUGCGUUAUAAGGGGAAGCAAGCAAAAAAAAAUCCCUUAGUGGCCUUACUGCACAAAGUAGGGAGCAAUCUAUAUGAAAACAUAGCUAUUCUCAGAGGUAGAAUUUUGUUGAAUGUUAUUCCUGUGUCAAGCCACUAAAGCAACCUGGUAUUUUCUGUUUUCAAAUAUUAGAGGGAUAUGACAGUACUAUGGGGAUAACAUGGUGGGGAAAUUCUACAAGCUAACAAGAAUCACCAAAAGCUCUUGGGCAAAAAAGAGAGAGAGAGAGAAAGAGAAAGAACUAGAACUGAACAUUUCCCUCCCUCUGUUUGUAUUACAAGAUUAAUGUUGCUUUCUUUUAUUCUUAUUUUGAUGGUAUUCAUAUAGACCGGAUGAAAAGAAAUGGUGGCAUUUGAAAGCUGAUAGGGUUUUAAACAGUUGACUGGGUUGUUCAUGGGAAUUUAGCUGCUCAUCUUGUUUCUCUGAUUUAAAACCAUGGAGAAGAAAUCUCUCCAUCAUAUGUAUGCACGCACACGUAUAUAUAAAUAUAUACUUAGAAAGUAAUGGGAAUACUUCCUGGGGAAUGUUAGUUAGGAAUGCUAAUUAAUUUCCUUUCUCAACCAAGAGAUGAUUAGGGAAGCUUGGCAGGCUGCACAAAGUGUUGCUAUUCUGAUCAUUUUUCUGUCAUCAUACCAGUUUUAAUGGUUUGCCUCAUCAGAAAACUUUUAUUUUAACCUUGACAUUUUUGCUGUCAACAAAACUUAGUAGCAAUUUUAAAUAGGAUAGUACAAACAGAUUGAGAAAAGUUAAUUACAUUUUUGCUUUCUAUUUAAAAACUUUUUACAGAACAACUAAAAUCAUGUCUUUAUUCAUAGAAUGUUGCUAUUACAUAACAAUGAUAAUAAAGCAACCAGAGGAAGAGCUAAUAAUAUAUCUUCUUAAAUUGUUUAGAAGAAAAAUAUGGAGAUACAUGGACGUACUUGUGGCCUUGCUGAUUUUGGGUCUAACUACUGGCCCACCUAGCUUAACAUUCUUCUUUGAUCUGGAAGCAAUCUUCAUUUAUUCAGACAUAAGCCUUUUUGUAUCAAUUCUGAAACCCAAGGUCCCUUUUUAUGGCAUGAAGGGCAAAAUGCUUGUGAAGAAUAUCUCUUCUUGUAGAGAUAUGUGCCUUGUGUUCAGUGACUAUACCAAAGAAGCAAAACAGUGCCAAAUGGUUUUGCUUUUCUUGAACAUGCAAUUAAACAACUCUGCCUUUUAAGAUCUACAUUAAGCCUGCCAUUUUUCUUUGGGGACAACCAAAUCUAUACAGAUUAAGAGAUACAGGCAAGAUAGAAACCCCACAGGAAUUUCGGAUUAUAGCGAACUAUAGCAAAAUUUAGCAGGUAAAUUUUGGCACAUGACACAUAUGAUUUGGAGCUUUUCCUGCAAAAGAGAGAAAGCCCUUCUUCUAAAUAAUAUUCCUUAUUGUUCUGAAGACAGAGUAGGAACAAGAAAACCAAUAAAUAUAAAAGACUGAAUGAUUAGUAUUCCUGAAUAAUAAAACUAUGAGGUAUAAAUUGUCAUAUUGUAACUGUGUUUUGCAACAGCUACAUCUCUUCCCAAAAUCAUGUUACCAACUGCAUAAUCCUAGGAAAAGAUGGGACUAUUUUUUAAAUGUCGCAGAGACAUCCUAUGUCAAAGCUUCUUUUUGGAAUGAAAUCAGAAAUGUGGUACAGUUGUGUUAAAUAUCAUAAUCAUGUGAUUGAUUUGCACUGUUAGUACUUGCAUAUGAAGACCCCCUCCUCAUAUAUGACUAAGAAGGACACAGUGUCAGUGAAUUACAGUGCCUUUGGAGUACAACUUUUUCUUUUAACCCAGGAAAUUUUUAUGGGCUGUUCUUAUGUUAACAGCCCAUAAAAAGAGAGGGAAAUAUGAUAUGGCAAAGAAAGGCAGAGCUUAGUUGAAAUUUGGCCUAUUUUACCUGGAGUAAAAUAGAGUAUAUCUCUAUAGCAGAGCCAUGCUUAGUUGUAAAG
This is a messenger RNA of Thamnophis elegans (Western terrestrial garter snake), 4355 nucleotides long. It is a transcript of the gene NGFR, whose product is annotated as nerve growth factor receptor. The coding region runs from base 208 to 1173 and encodes 321 amino acids. The transcript has 5 exons. Gene Ontology annotation, biological process: Rho protein signal transduction. Gene Ontology annotation, cellular component: cell surface; plasma membrane. Gene Ontology annotation, molecular function: death receptor activity; nerve growth factor binding; coreceptor activity. Lineage: Eukaryota; Metazoa; Chordata; Lepidosauria; Squamata; Natricidae. The record is from RefSeq and is a predicted model, not a curated record.